AUGUCACCGUCAUCUCCGCCCAACAGCCUCGCCCCGCCCACCUGCGCCGCCACGCCAUUGGUGGACGUGCUACGACGCCGUACGGGAUUGGGAGAUAUUGCCUUCACUCUGCACAAAUAUCUCAAAGAGUUGAGUGUUAAAACGUACCUUGGCUACAUCAGCACAGUGACCAGUGCAAGAACGAGGGUCUAUCCUGCCAAUGAAGUGACCCUGCUGGAUACAAGGACAGCGCCAGGAGAACUGAAAUGGGCAGCCAGUCCUUCAGAGGGAGGGUGGGAGGAAGUGAGCAUAAUGGACGAGAAGAACAUUCCUAUCCGAACGUACCAAGUCUGCAACGUCCUCGAACCGAGUCAGAACAACUGGCUGAGGACGGACUGGAUCCCACGCUCCGGAGCGCAGAGAGUCUACGUGGAGGUCAAGUUCACGUUGAGAGAUUGCAACAGCCUGCCUGGAGUCACUGGAACCUGCAAGGAGACGUUCAAUUUGUACUAUCACGAGUCCAACGACGACAAAGAGAGCUACAUCAAAGAGAGCAGCUUCACUAAAGUUGACACAGUGGCAGCAGACGAGAGUUUUACGCAGGUUGACGUGGGAGAUCGCAUAAUGAAACUGAACACAGAAGUGCGGGACGUAAAAGUCACCACUCGAAAAGGCUUCUAUCUCGCCUUCCAAGACGUAGGGGCCUGCAUAGCUCUGGUUUCUGUGAGGGUCUUCUUCAAAACGUGUCCUCUCACUGUGAGGAACUUGGCCACCUUCCCCGAUACGGUGACCGGAGCGGACACGUCCUCGUUGGUGGAGGUCCGGGGUUCCUGUGUCAACCAAUCAGACGAAAGAGACGAGCCCAAGAUGUACUGCGGCGCUGAUGGAGAGUGGCUGGUGCCCAUUGGUGGAUGUCUGUGUAUCCCGGGUUACGAGGAGAAGAACGGAGUGUGUAAAGCCUGCCCCGUCGGCUUCUACAAGGCAAAAUCUUCGGACGUAGGAUGCGCCAAAUGCCCUCCCCACAGUUACUCUCUCAAAGAAGGGACAGCUGUUUGCGAAUGCCACUCUGGGUUCUACCGUGCCGACUCGGACCCUCCUGCUAUGGCCUGUACCCAGCCGCCAUCCGCUCCGCAGCAGUUGAUCUCUGUGGUGAACAAGACUUCGGUCGUCCUGGAGUGGAGCCCCCCUCGCCGCUUGGGGGGCCGCAGUGACACCAGCUACAAUGUGGAAUGCCUCAUCUGUCAAAGCUCCAAAGGGAACAAAAUGCUGUCCAGGAAUCACAACGUGUCCCAGCCCGAGGCGCAGAGAAAUGGCCUGGGGAUGCAGUCAGAUCAAGGCUUUGUGGGAUCGAAUUUACAUCCAGGGAGAGGCAUCUACCAGAGUGGAGACUAUUCCAAGCCCGACACAGACUCUGGGUCCCAGUUGUGCUUACCCUGCGAUUCCGAUGUCAUCUUUUCCCCCGGACAGAAUCGCUUGAUGUCUACAAGGGUGUUGGUCAGCGAGCUUCGGGCCCACACACACUACACUUUCAUUGUACAGGCGAGAAAUGGGGUCUCCCAAAGCAGCGGCGCAGGAACGACCCAGAGCGUGUCUGUGACGGUCACCACAAACCAAGCCGCUCCCUCUCCUGUAACAUUCGUCCAAGCCACCGAAGUCACCAGACACAGUUUGUCGUUGGCAUGGCAACAACCAGAACGACCCAACGGGGUCAUUCUCGAAUACGAGAUCAAGUUCUAUGAAAAGGAUCAGAAAGAGAGGUCCUACCGCAUAAUGAGGACUUUCUCCCAGAUUGUGGAUGUGGCCGGCCUCAGCCCGCUCACGGUCUAUGUGUUUCAUGUGCGUGCCCGCACGGCAGCGGGAUAUGGGGACUUCAGCACGCCCUUUGAAUUCUCCACUAAUUCAGAUCCUUUCCCUCUGAUUGGAGAAGGGGUGAACUCAGCCUUCCUGCUGCUGUCAAUCAGCGGCCUUGGGAUUUUACUCCUGAUAUCCGCAGCUGUCUUCAUCAUUACCCGCAGGAGGAGUAAAUACGGCAAAACCAAACAAGAUUCUGAAGAAGAGAAACAUCUUAAUCCAGGAGUGAAAAUCUACAUAGACCCAUUCACCUACGAAGAUCCUGAUCAGGCCAUCCAUGAGUUUGCCAAAGAGAUUGAUGUCAACAGUAUCCACAUCGAGAGAGUUAUUGGCAUGGGAGAGUUUGGAGAGGUGUGCAGCGGCCGACUGCGUUUACAAGGGAAGAGGGAGAGCUACGUGGCCAUCAAGAGCCUCAAAGCAGGGUACUCCGACAAGCAGAGGCGGGACUUCCUGGCAGAGGCGUCAAUCAUGGGCCAGUUUGACCAUCCCAACAUCAUCAGACUGGAGGGAGUUGUAACCAGAUGUAAGCCACUAAUGAUCAUCACAGAAUACAUGGAAAACGGAUCAUUGGACGCUUUUCUUCGAAAACACGAUGGUCAGUUCACAGUGAUCCAGCUGGUGGGCAUGCUGCGGGGCAUCGCCUCGGGGAUGAAGUAUCUGUCAGACAUGAGCUACGUGCACAGAGACCUGGCGGCGCGCAACAUCCUGGUCAACAGUAACCUGGUGUGUAAAGUGUCCGACUUCGGCCUCAGCAGAGUUCUGGAGGACAACCCAAACACAGCUUAUUCCACCAGGGAGGCCACUGGGACUUACCUUUCCCCUGGAGGAAAGAUCCCCAUCAGAUGGACUGCCCCAGAGGCUAUAGCCUACAGGAAGUUCUCCACAGCCAGUGAUGUAUGGAGCUAUGGCAUUGUCAUGUGGGAAGUGGUGUCGUAUGGAGAAAGGCCUUAUUGGGACAUGAACAACCAAGACGUCAUCAAAGCUAUGGAGGAGGGCUAUCGUCUUCCAGCGCCGAUGGACUGUCCCGUCGUGCUGCACCAGCUCAUGUUGGACUGUUGGGAGAAGGAGCGCGCAGAGAGACCCACCUUCAGCCAGAUCCUAAACAUGCUCGACAAACUCAUCCGUAACCCAGGAACCCUGCGGCGCACCGGGGGAGACAGACCCUCAGCCGCCAUUUUGGAAACAGAUCUUGGCACCGACAUGUGUGUGUCAGUCAUACCUGACGGGUGCUUACAAGAGUGGUCAGUGUGCGAGUGGCUCCAGUCCAUCGGUCUGGAUCGCUACAGGGACACACUGGCAGCCGCAGGGUACACCAGCCUGGACAGCCUUCUCACACUCACACACCAGGAGUUGGAAAGACUUGGAAUCAUCACACCUUCACAUCAGGACAUAUUACUGGCUCGAGUGCAACAGGAAAUGUUUUCCCAAAUGGAACACAUGCAACACACGAUGGUUCCAAUUAGGGUGGGCAUACAGAAGGCUAAUCCCGGCCCGCUCUUCCUUGUGGGAGUGGCAGCGGGGUGUCUUUGGUGCGCGGCCGGCCGUGAGCUGAAGGCUGUGAGACUCAGGCCUGCACACGGGCAGCUCUCUGCGCGGAUGGAGCGCCACAUCACGGAGGUGCCCCUGGUUCAGGAUUAG
This is a messenger RNA of Knipowitschia caucasica, 3468 nucleotides long. The record is from the annotation of a GenBank genome assembly. NCBI's taxonomy places the organism in Eukaryota, Metazoa, Chordata, Actinopteri, Gobiiformes, Gobiidae.